CCAUUAUCAGGUGUUUUUUUCUAACAUUGAAAGUUUUCAUUUUAUAGUUGAAUAAGGUUUUGAAUUUUUAAUAUUUACUUUAUGCUAUUCUGACUUAAUCAAGAUAAAUCAUCAAUUAUCGCAAUCUAUCUACAAUUUGGUUGAUCUAAAUUUAUUUUGAAGUUGAAGUAAUUAGUUCUAGUCUUUGAAUCAACAAUACCUUGGACUAAAUUCUGUGACACAGUCUCAUCUUUGUUUAUCAAUCUCGUUGCAAAUAUUAAAUGCUAUUAUUUUAAUUACAAGCUAAAGUAGUAUCAAUUUAUUGCUCUUCAAUAGUUUAUUUGAGAACUGUUUUGAAAAUAUUCCCAGAUUGAUAAGCUUCCUGACAUUGUUAUUUGUUUUACACCAUUGGCCAUAAUUGAAAACAUUGCUGAUAUCUGCAUCUACAGUCUUCAUCAAGUAAAGAGGAUUUGCCUUUAAAAAUUGUUCUUAGUCACUAGUCAAUUAAUCUUGAUUGUUUUUGAUUAAGGAAAUCACCAAUGAUCAACAUCUUUUAAGAUAAACUAUCAUUAACUUUAUCUUGUUAAAGAAAUGAAUAUCAGCUUUGCUCUAAGAGUAAAAUCAAGUAAAAGUGUCACUUUCAGACUAUUGAGUGAUUUGGAUCAUCAUUUUCAUCCUCGAAGCAUUCAACAGAUCAGUUCAGUCUCAAAGUUGGUUAAACCAGUUUCAACAAUAAAAACAUCUACAUCAUCACUAUCAUCUUUGGUAACCAGAAAUCUUGCAACUUCAUCCACAUCUAAACAGGCAAAAGACUUAUCUGAAAAUAGUGUAAAAUCUAGGAAAAUGGCCCCAAAAGGAUUAACCAGUGAUGAACGUGAUCAACUAUUGAAACCAUUAUUGGAAUCUGGUUGGAAAAUGGACGAUUCUGGUCGAGAUGCAAUCAAAAAAGAGUUGGUUUUCAAAGAUUUUAUCCAAGCUUUCGGUUUCAUGUCUUCAGUUGCUUUAAAGGCUGAAAAAAUGAAUCACCACCCGGAAUGGUUCAAUUGUUACAACAAGUUAAAUAUUCUGCUAUCAUCUCAUGAUGUCAAUGGUUUAUCUGAGCGAGAUAUCAAAUUGGCUAAUUUUAUUGACAAAGCCUGGUCGCAGAUCAACAAGUGAAUGCUGGUAACAGAUCACAUUCAACAAUUGUCUUAAUCUUUCGAUGAUUUAACUGAUAAACCAAUUCUAUUCUAUUUUUUCCGGCUGAUUGUUCCAUUGUUACCCUAGAUAUUCAAAAUAUUUGUGAUUUUCCAACCUUUAAGCCAGCUAUAUCAAUAGUUUUAUUGUAAUAUCAGUAUACCUCAUCAAGAAUCAUUGUUAACAUUGAAAAUAAUAAAGGUUAUUAACAAUUAUUUCACUUAUAGCGUCCGGGAUUGUUGUUUAACCAAAUUAUCUAAAGAUACUCAUGAUUAACUGCAAUUCUGCUGAAAUCAAUCAAUUUUCACAGCUUUACUUGUUAGCCUAUCUUGUUGUGCAAAAAACAAUAAAGAAUGCAACCCAAUUUUCAA
This is a messenger RNA of Tetranychus urticae (two-spotted spider mite), 1526 nucleotides long. RefSeq names its product pterin-4a-carbinolamine dehydratase (gene Pcd). The record is from RefSeq and is a predicted model, not a curated record. Gene Ontology annotation, biological process: tetrahydrobiopterin biosynthetic process. NCBI's taxonomy places the organism in Eukaryota, Metazoa, Arthropoda, Arachnida, Trombidiformes, Tetranychidae. Gene Ontology annotation, molecular function: 4-alpha-hydroxytetrahydrobiopterin dehydratase activity.